This is a messenger RNA of Macroventuria anomochaeta, 987 nucleotides long. RefSeq lists its product as uncharacterized. The record is from RefSeq and is a predicted model, not a curated record. Gene Ontology annotation, cellular component: membrane. The transcript is spliced from 2 exons. Gene Ontology annotation, biological process: amino acid transmembrane transport. Gene Ontology annotation, molecular function: amino acid transmembrane transporter activity. Lineage: Eukaryota; Fungi; Ascomycota; Dothideomycetes; Pleosporales; Didymellaceae. The coding region runs from base 1 to 987 and encodes 328 amino acids.
AUGAAACAACUAGAUGAUGUUUCGACAGAACAUGUCUAUCCUGGAGCGUUCACCAACGGGUUUCGUGGAGUUGCGCAGGUCUUCGUGUUUGCAUCAACCUUCUACGUUGGAGUGGAAGCUGUUGCAGUUGCGGCCACAGAGACAAAGAACCCAAGUGUCGCAGUCCCCUUGGCUAUCAGGCAGGUCAUUUGGCGCAUCCUGUUCGUCUACAUGGGUGUUGCAUUCUUCUUCGGCCUCACCUGCCCUGCGAACGCCGAUGGUCUGAUCAAUGGAGAGAGCCGCGCACUGAAGAGUCCAAUGACAAUUGCGAUCCAAAACGCUGGUUGGGAAGGUGGGGUGCAUCUUAUCAAUGCUUUCAUCUUCAUUACUGUCGUGUCGGCGGCCAACAGCUCAAUCUACAUUGGUUCUCGCACUAUCCUGUUCAUGGCAAAAGAGGGCGGCGCACCAAGAUUCUUAGGCUGGACCAACAGCCGCGGAGUUCCCGUGUAUGCCAUCAUCCUUACCAAUUUGUUCGGCGUUCUGUCGAUGAUGAAUGUGUCAACUGGUGGCGGCAAAGCGUACUCGUACAUUAUCAACCUGAGCGGCGUCUCGACUUUCUUGGUCUGGGCAGGUAUCUCGCUUACACAUAUUCGAUUUCGGCAAGCAUGGAAGGCUCAAGGUCGUUCACCGAACGAGCUUCCUUUCAGGUCCGCCCUGCAUCCAUGGAAUGCCUACUUCGGUCUGUUCGCCAACGUUUUCCUUGCGUUUGUACAAGGCUGGGCUACGCUAUCACCCUUCGAUGCUGGCAUGUUUGUGGAUGCAUACAUUCUACUCCCGUUGUUUGCCGUCAUCUUCUUCGUUUACAAGUUCUGGAAGAAGACAAGGUGGUGGAGGAGUCACGAAGUUGACCUCAAUUCCGGAAUGAGGAAGGACUUGGACGCGAAGGAUGAGACCAUCGAACCUGUUGGACAGAAGAGUUUCUUGGAGCGUAUUUGGACUAGCUUCUAG